AUGUCUAAGAAGAUCAUCACAGUCUUCGGUGCUACAGGCAACCAGGGCGGCAGCACCGUGUCCGCUAUACUGAACAACCCCAGUCUAUCGUCCAAAUACAAGAUCCGAGCCAUUACUCGCGACCCGUCCAAGCCCGGGGCUCGAGCACUGGCGUCCAAAGGCGCUGAGCUAGCCAAGGCAGACUUGAACGACAUCGGCAGCGUCAAAUCCGCCAUCGCCGGCUCUUACGGUGUCUUCGCAGUAACCAACUAUUGGGAAACGACUUCCAAGAGCGGAGAAUUCCAACAAGGCAAGAACAUUGUUGAUGCAUGCAAGGACCAAGGCAUCAAACACCUUGUAUGGUCAUCCCUGCCUAACGUCACCAAGAUGACGAGCGGCCACCUGACCAAGGUCGAACAUUUCGACUCCAAAGCCGGAGUGGCCGAGUACGCGGAACAGGUCAAAGGAGACCUGAUCGUCUCGUAUUUCAUGCCUGCCUACUUCAUGUCUAACCUACCCGGCCAAAUCAGGGUGGAUCCAGAGACUGGCUUCCCGACCCUGAGCAUGCCAUGGAACCCUACAACCACGUGGCUGCCUAUGAUCGAUAUCCGGAGUGACACCGGCCUGUACACUGCCGGGCUCUUCGAGGCUGGGUCGGAGGCCAACGGUGUCCAUGUGCAGGGUGUCAGUGAAUGGGUUCAUCCGCAGCAGAUCACGGAUAUAUUGUGCCAGAUCACGGGUGACGAAGUCUGCUUUGUCGAAGAGCCCGCCAGUAUCGAGGAUGCGGCGCGGAUGGGUAAUCGGAUUGCCGAGGAGCUGACUCAGAAUAUGAUCCUGAUCAGGGACUACAGCUACUUCGGCAAGGGGACAGACAAGAAGCAGGCUGAAAGUGACAGAUUCUUGGUGCCUGCGGCCAAAAAGAGUACAUGGAAGGACUUUGCAGAGAAGGUGCAGUGGCAAUGGUAG
Molecule: messenger RNA, 945 nt
Organism: Capronia coronata CBS 617.96
Lineage: Eukaryota; Fungi; Ascomycota; Eurotiomycetes; Chaetothyriales; Herpotrichiellaceae
Exons: 1
Coding region: 1-945 (314 amino acids)
Source: RefSeq, a predicted model, not a curated record